CUCAUCUCUAGCCACGACCUCGCUGUGCUGACCACAGUAGUGGACACAUGGAUCGCCUACAUCAUCGCCGUCCUGGCGCUGGUCAACACAGUGAUUGACAUCGUCGUCUUCUACCAGCUCGGCUACAAGGACACCACCAGCAUCACCAUGACGGGCAUAGCCCUCUGGGACCUGCUCAAACUGUCCUGUGUGUUGAUCAUCAAGUGUUAUGGCCCCAUGGGGCUGGUCAGUCCCGCACUCGGCAAAUCCUGGGAGAGCGUUACGUUUCCGUCCAUGACCUUCCUUCAGUUCAUUUCCAGCAACGUCGCUUACGUCAUUGCCGGAUACGUCGCCAUCGAAAGAUGCCUUUGCGUUAGCAUACCUUUCAAGGUCAAAACAAUUCUGACGCCAAAGUUCACGGUCAUUAUUCUCAUGGGGAUUUCAAUCACAGUCUUUGUGUCCCUUAUGCCAAUGAUGAUGAUCUUUGAGUUUGUGUGGAUCUUCAGUGAAGAGUACAACGCGACCAUCGCCAUAUACCAGUACUCGCCCUUCUACUUCCAACAUGGCGGGGAUUUCUUGAGGAGUUAUAAAACAUGCAAUUUUCUGUAUCCUUCCUUGAGCUUCGUUGCCAUGGUGACAUCAACCGUCAUCAUAGCGAGUAGCCUCUACAAGGCGUCGAGAUUCAGAAACAGGAGCGCUUCUAUCAUUCACGCACUUGGCAAAACUAAAAGUCAACCGGAAAUGACGACUAGAGACAAGAAGACUGUGAAGAUGCUCUUUGUGGUCAUCUUGAUCUACAUCUUCUGCCUGGCCCCACGCUUCGCCCAUUUCAUGGCCACGCUGCUGGUGAGCGAGUACUACUAUCUAAGGUACUACCACAACAUCUUCUGGGUCAUUGUGUACAUGGUCGUCUUUCUGGACAUCGUCAAUGCCGCCAGUCAUUUCUUCGUGUUCUUUGUAAUGGGGACCAGCUUCAGGAAGACAUUCAAGCAGACUUUCUUCAGAGCAGAC
Molecule: messenger RNA, 990 nt
Organism: Lymnaea stagnalis (great pond snail)
Lineage: Eukaryota; Metazoa; Mollusca; Gastropoda; Lymnaeidae
Source: the annotation of a GenBank genome assembly